AUCUGCGGAAGGUAGUCAAACCUGGUUUCACAAUUUCUCCCGGUCUCUCUGCCCAUUUAACAGUUGUUUGGUCUGGUGUGCUGUGAGAGAUGAUGACAUACGAUGAACUUGAUCGGAACCUUGAAGACUUGACCAAGAACGCCGCACAUCACCAGCUCCAGACCCUCCACUCCAUCCUCCAACACCAAGCUAGCGUUGGCUAUCUUCAACCUUAUCUCUCUGCCUGUCAUGCCCCCGUCGAUGCCGCUACUUUUCGAAGCCAGGUCCCUUUGUCUUCCUACGAUGACUAUUUUCAUCUCAUCAAUCAAUCGGCCAAUGGAGACAUUGAUCACCACCAGCCCCUCCUCUCCGCUGAUCCUCUCCUUUGUUUCUUCUACAGCUCUGGCACUAGUACAAUGAAGCCCAAAUUGAUCCCUUACUUUGAUUCAGCUCUAUCAAAAGCUGCCUCGUAUAAUGCUCAUCAAGGCAGCGCUGCGAUUUUUCGAAAAUUAGUUCCACCACGACCUGAAGUGAAUAAAAUCCUUUGGUUUCUAUACGCGGAUGAUGCUACAACUACAAGAGGUGGAUUCAAGGUUAUGGCUGCCUCUACAUACCCUUUGCAAGGGAAUAAGAGUAGAAGCAAUUGGUCUCAAAUUCUUUCUUGUAUUAGUCCUCGUGAGGUUGUUUUUGGUUCAAAUGUUGAGCAACAAAUGUAUUGCCAUCUACUCUGCGCACUUAGGAGCUUUGAUGUAAUUGAUGGGAUUCGUGCUGCGUAUGCGGCAGGCUUGAUUAGAGCAUUUUCACUGCUGGAAUCCAAGUGGGAGAAACUCUGUGAUGAUCUCGAAAGUGGGUUUCCUAGUUUGGAAAUUGCUGACGCGGCAAUGAAGGAAUCUGUUGUUGAAUUUCUUGGUGGACCUCAAGUUGAUUUGUCGAGGAGAAUUCGAGAAAUUUGUGCAGAAAGCAAUUGGGGUGGGAUUCUGACUAAAUUAUGGCCUAAUGUUCGCUAUGUUAAGUCUGUUACAACUGGAAGCAUGAAGCAGUAUUAUUCCAAACUCAAGUACUAUGCGGGAGAUGUAAUGAUUUUAGGUGGAGAUUAUUUUGCAUCAGAAUGUUGCCUGGGUAUUAACUUGGAUAUCCAGCAACCUCCAGAGUCAACCCGAUUUGUCAUGCUUCCAACCGCAGCCUAUUUCGAAUUUCUCCCCUUUGAUUUGAAUGAGAGCAGUGUUGUUGGUGAAGAAACUGUGGAUUUUUCAGGUGUCGAGGCAGGGAAGAUGUAUGAGGUGGCUGUGACUACUUACAGAGGAUUGUAUCGAUACCGUUUGGGUGACAUUGUGAGAGUUGUUGGUUUUCAUAAUUCAUCUCCGCUAGUAGAGUUCGUGAUGAGAGCUCCUAAAACUGGUUACGAGAUAAUAACUGAGAAAGACUUGAUGUCUGCUAUGGAGAGUUUUCAGCAUUCGAUGGCAGCAGAAGUUGUGGAGUUCACAAGUUUCUCAGAUUUUGAGUUAAGUCCAAAGCAGUUGAAGGUGUUCAUAGAAUUCAGAGAGGGAUGUGAUUUUCUACAGGAGGAGAAGUUGCAGGGAUCAGUUGAAGCUCUGCAGAAGUGUUGUUCCUCUCUUGAGAAUGGUUUGGGAGAAAUUUAUAAGGUGCAGAGGGACAGGGGAGAGAUAGGCCCUUUGUUGGUAUCUGUUGUAAGGUCUGGUAGCUUUGAUGGGAUAUUACAAAUGGCCAUCAAGAAUGGGGCACCAGCUGGUCAAUAUAAACCACCAAAAAUCAUUAGGAAUCGUGAAAUUGUUGGCUUUAUGGAAGAAUCUGCUGUUCUGACAAUAAGCCUGGAUUCAUUUCAUGGAUAAGAAACCAAAUAACAAGUCAGGAAGUCGCAAAACCUCGUGUGCUUCAGGCUUUUGUUUGUGAUGGAAAUAUGUUUUCAA
Molecule: messenger RNA, 1907 nt
Organism: Populus euphratica (Euphrates poplar)
Lineage: Eukaryota; Viridiplantae; Streptophyta; Magnoliopsida; Malpighiales; Salicaceae
Product: probable indole-3-acetic acid-amido synthetase GH3.6
Exons: 3
Coding region: 90-1829 (579 amino acids)
Cellular component (GO): cytoplasm
Molecular function (GO): acid-amino acid ligase activity
Source: RefSeq, a predicted model, not a curated record